AAUGAGUAUUAAUCGGCUUAAAACAUCAAAAGACAGGUUUACCUGUGGAAAUGUCUGGAGGAAACAUAGCCAGAAGAUGGAGGCAGCUUAGCGGGCAACAAAAGUGGCAGGGCCUCCUUGAGCCUCUAGACAAUGAUCUCCGUCAAUACCUCAUCCACUAUGGUGAUUUGGCUCAAGCUACAUAUGACAAUUUCAUUAUGCAGAAGUAUUCACAGUUUGCAGGGGACAAUAGAUUUUCAAUGAAAAAUUUGUUUUCCCGGGUUGGUCUAGGCAUGCGGAACAAUCAAUUUGUUUAUAAACCUGUCAAGUACUUAUAUGCAACCUCCAAAGUUGAUGUCCCACAAAGUUUCAUUAUGAGUCCAGCAUCCACAUCAAGGGCUGUGCCGAAUGGAGAAUCGAAUUGGAUCGGAUACAUAGCAGUAGCUACCGAUCAGGCGAAGGAGAAAUUGGGCAGGAGGGAUAUAGCAGUUGCAUGGCGAGGAACACUCCAGCCUCUGGAAUGGAUCAAAGAUUUUGAUUUUCCUUUGACGUCUGCUUCUGAUGUUCUAGGAGGACAUAAUGAUGCUCAAGUUCAUCAAGGAUUUCAUUCAGUUUAUACAUCAGAUAAUCCUCAGUCACAAACUAGCAAAACUAGUGCCAGGCAGCAGGUCUUGGAUGGACUGAGGGAGCUGGUGAAUAAAUUUGAGAAUGAGGAGAUCAGCGUGACUGUAGUAGGGCACAGUCUGGGUGCAGCACUUGCAACUCUUAGUGCAGCUGAUAUUGUAGCCAAUGGGUUCAACAGAACCGACAAACAAGCAAAUAAGAGCUGUCCUGUUACAGCCUUUGCCUUCGCCUGCCCACGCACAGGGAAUCGGGGAUUCAAGCAAGUCUGCGACUCCUUGGAGGAUCUCCGUAUUCUACGGAUCACAAAUACUCCUGAUAUGGUACCCAAAGUUCCACCACUGAUAGCAGGUUAUAGCGAGGUUGGAGAAAAUCUAGAAAUCGACAGCCGAAAAUCUAUGUACCUGAAGCCCACAGGAGGGUUCAUAUCUUGGCAUAACUUGGAGACAUAUCUGCACACAAUUGCCGGAACACAAGGGAAAAGGUCUGCGUUUCGUUUAGAAUGUCAACGAGACAUUUCAUUGGUGAACAAGAAUUUGGAUGCUUUAAAGGAGAAAUACAUGGUGCCCGGUAAUUGGUGGUGUGGCCUAAACAAUGGGAUGAUUCAACAGGAGGAUGGUCUUUGGAAGCUAUUUGAUCGUGACAAGGAUGAUGAGUAAGAUGGCUACUCUGCUAAAACAGAAGCAGCAACUACUGUAUGGAAUAAAAAUAAAUUUAAAAACUUAACUAAUAAUUCAGGACUGAGAUUGUGAUUCAAUCAAUCCCUUGAACCUACAAUGAAUCCAGUAAGUUGUUAUCCGGUUAUUCUAAUUGAAGUUUAUGUAUGAAUCAAAUAUAGUCCCAAUUAUUUUAUGUUUGAA
Molecule: messenger RNA, 1460 nt
Organism: Ricinus communis (castor bean)
Lineage: Eukaryota; Viridiplantae; Streptophyta; Magnoliopsida; Malpighiales; Euphorbiaceae
Product: phospholipase A1-IIgamma
Exons: 2
Coding region: 51-1259 (402 amino acids)
Biological process (GO): lipid metabolic process
Molecular function (GO): glycerophospholipid phospholipase A1 activity
Source: RefSeq, a predicted model, not a curated record